Hypoxylon trugodes is the source of this 1429-nucleotide messenger RNA. RefSeq lists its product as uncharacterized. The transcript has 4 exons. The record is from RefSeq and is a predicted model, not a curated record. Lineage: Eukaryota; Fungi; Ascomycota; Sordariomycetes; Xylariales; Hypoxylaceae. Bases 732 to 1268 code for a protein of 178 amino acids.
CCAAGCGAUCUCGUUAACUGUCACUAGGGAGCUUGUGCUCUCCCCUGCGCCGUCGCUUAGAGAUCACAUAAGCUAAAUGAGGCCAUCACAGGAACUAACAUUGCUAGAAAUAAGCCGUCCGAAUAAGCCUCAAGGGUAUUAGAGGUAGUUGCUGACAUAAUGAUGCUAGUCGAGUCUCCCGACUACGCUACAUACAGCGGUCGAUGAAUAAGAUUUAAUCCGAGUCCGGCAAGGCGGAGGCGAUAUUGAGAAAAGAUCAAUAGAUCAUACGAUAGAAUGGUGUAGCGAGUCAGCAAUAUCGAGGCCUUUUUCUAGGGGUAUGCCAGCUUAACAUGGUAUGGUAGGACUUACUGAGAAACCAACCCGUACGGCGGUAGACAUCAUUGCUGAUGAAGACCACGAUCAAAAGACCAAUAUCGUAGAAAUAAAAGCAUGGAAAUAGGUAGCGGACAGAGGCCUCGCCCCAUCAUGGCCGACCACGGGGUGCUGUCACGCAUCUCCGCGCCGCAGCGGUAAGCCCCCAUCGUAUACAGGAUUCAUUUACCAAGGGGCAAAGCCAUAGGCAUCAAUUAGUGAUCAUCAGAAAAGGCAUACAGAAAAAAUGUAUAAAGGCGACUUCUUGGCCUCAAUAUUUAGGAGAAUCCAUAGUCACAGCAUUCACAAUCACAUCCUCACUCAACAGCAACAUUUUACAACACCAUAUAGUAUAUCAGCAAUACAACUCAUUCACAAUGGGCUUUACUUCGUACUCCGGACCCGCCUCCAACUUCCCUCCCAUGAGCCAGUGGAAGUCAUUCGAGGAGAUCUUCAACGCCAACAAGAGCGCCAUGGCUGCUACUGGCGACACCGGCGAGGACAUCGGCCGCAUCUGGAACGCCGUUAACGAGUGUGCCAAGAUCGGUGUUGAGGAGCGCGUCAUCUUCGCAAUCAUCAUGCAAGAGUCCACCGGCAACGUAGGUGUUAAGACCACCGUCAACGCCGAUGGCCACGGCACCGCCGGCCUGAUGCAAUGCGACGGCUCCCCCGGCUUCCCGGGCCAGCACGGCCUCUCCCAGGACAACAUCACCUCCAUGGUCCGCGCCGGCACCAACCACUUCAAGCAGAACCUCAAGGACUUCGGAAACGCCGACACCGCCGACUGCAUCUACAAGGCACUCCGCGAGUAUAACUCCGGCUCCGUCAACGAGGCCAACCUCUCCGACGGCCGUGGAGCUACUCCCUCCUACGUCUCUGACAUCGCCAAUCGUCUUUUGGGACGCACCAACUAAUCUAAUUAGCCAUUAGAAUGUACCGGAGGGAAAGAUGGAGUAUUAAAGGGGUCAAUUAAAUAGGUUGGGUUAGGUAUCCGGAGUUAUCGGGUUGGAACACGGUCAUUUUAUUUAAGAUAUUUCAAUACAAUAUUUACUCUCGGGAUAUUCAACAUUCCGAU